UUCGUGGCCUGGCAACCGCAAGAGGCUUUACCAAACAGUCAGACCCCCUGUCGGCAAGCACUCUAAGCUAGCUAAAUUCGCUAGCUGCCUACGUUUUCUAGAGGGAUUCAACCGUCCAAAACCCACCAUGUCUUCAAGGACUCUGCCUCUGCUAUUCAUCAACCUCGGCGGAGAGAUGCUUUACAUCCUGGACCAGCGGCUCCGAGCUCAGAAUAUCCCCGCUGACAAAGCUAAGAAAGUUAUGAAUGACAUCAUCACCACAAUGUUCAACAAAAAGUUCCUUGAAGAGCUUUUCAAGCCGCAGGAGCUUUACUCCAAAAAGGCCCUGAGGACUGUGUUUGACAGACUGGCCCAUGCCUCUAUAAUGAGACUCAAUCAAGCCAGCAUGGACAAGCUCUAUGACUUGAUGACCAUGGCUUUCAAGUACCAGGUGCUUCUCUGUCCCCGACCCAAGGACAUCCUGCUUGUCUCUUUCAACCACAUGGAUGCGAUCAAAGACUUUGUGAAAGACACUCCCAGCAUUUUCGGCCAGGUUGACGAGACAUACCAACAGCUCAUAGAGAUGUAUACACCCUUGUCUAGUGGAGACUUCCAGCUGAUCAGACAAACUCUCCUCAUCUUCUUCCAAGACAUGCAUAUAAGAGUGUCCAUUUUCCUUAAGGACAAAGUGCAGAACUCCAACGGCCGCUUUGUACUCCCCACCAGCGGUCCUGUGCCUUAUGGAACACUAGUCCCUGGCCUGAUAAGGAUGUUUAGCUGUACAGGUGAAGAGACGACAAGGCUGCAGUUCGCUAAUGGAGGAAACUACACUGCUGCUCUGCGGGAAGGAUCAUUUGAGAUGUUUGGAGACAGGGUCACCAAACUAGGCACAAAUAUGUACAGUGUAAGUCGGCCUGUGGAAACCCACAUGUCUGGAACAUCUAAGAAUUCUGCUCAGCACACUAAGGUCAACGCUGCUCCCAACCCUCUGGCUAAAGAGGAGCUGAAUCUGUUGGCCAAGUUAAUGGGAGGGCUAGAGGUUCAGAAACCAGGGGGGAAUGCAGACAGCGGCUUCAGAGUCAACCUCUUUGCCACUGAUGAGGAAGAAGAAGAGGCUCUCAUAUCAAGACCAGACGAGCUUUCAUAUGGAGUCAUAAAAAUCCAAGCAACAAAGGACCAGCAGGCCAAUGCAGAGCUGGCCAAGAUCAUGGGGGAGUUCACAGAGUCUGGGGAUCCAUCUCCCGGUGCCAGCAGCAAAGGAGACGACCUUCUGGCCAUGAUGGACGGCCUGUGACAUCCUGACGGAAAUCCCCCAGUGGUCGGGGCACAAUGCAUCAUCACCAGCCUGUUCUACUGUAGACCAGUAUGCUGUCUGUACUGGCAAAUGCACUGCAGCAACCUCACAAUGCAGCCAGAAAACCUUCUUGUUUGGCUGCCGAUGUGCAGAUGUGCAGAUGUGAGUGGGUGUUUCCACUGGCUGUGAAAUGAUGAACUGCAAAUUUGCAUAGUUAAAUAAUUAAGGAUGUGGUGAGCCGAGCUUUGAGUUGCAGUGCACUGUAAUAGCAUGUUUGCUUCAAACUGAGAAGAGUUUCAGUGCAUCAAAUCAUACAGUAGGUAUGUAUCAGUGUGUUGAUCAUGUGUAUGUGUUAAUGGAAAAACAUCUCUUUAAUGUCAAGGUGUUUUUAAAUUCACGCUGCACUGCGGUACACACAAAAACACAUUCCUUUAUUUACACACAAUGUUGUGUAUCUUAAAUGAGUAGAAUACAUCACAGUUUUAGAUGCUCUACUGGCAAGUACUCCAUACUUCCAUGUAUGUUUUAUAAACCAGUGUAAAGAAGGAGUUUCUUAACUUCCUCUGUAUUCUUAUGAACAAGUAAUUAAAUUUGAUUUGGGGGGGAAUCGGAGGAAACCCAAGUGCUCUUUCUAAUGUGAUUCAGAUCCCCUGAAAUCUUUAUUUUGGUAAGAAUUCUGUUUAUCUUGCAUCAUGUGAGCAUCAACUUGUUAGACAUUUCCCACUACCCUGUGAUGUCUCUGGAUUUUGAGCUAUGAUCCAGAAAUGUGCUCACCGAUCAGCAUAUUAUUUUAAUAUAGAGAAAUGCAAUAUAAAGAAUUGUCUGAUAUGUAAAUAUGUUUAUUGCAUACUUUAUUUAUUUGAAUGUAUCAUUUUCUGUGUACAAAGAAAUACAUAUAGCUGCAUUUGUUAAAUUGUUGAAUGUCCAAUGUAGGAUUUUUAAUAAAUAGCUGGGAAAAAAAA
Messenger RNA from Acanthopagrus latus (yellowfin seabream), 2235 nucleotides. RefSeq names its product organic solute carrier partner 1b (gene oscp1b). Bases 128 to 1273 code for a protein of 381 amino acids. The transcript is spliced from 10 exons. Gene Ontology annotation, biological process: transport. Gene Ontology annotation, cellular component: plasma membrane; cytoplasm. The record is from RefSeq and is a predicted model, not a curated record. Lineage: Eukaryota; Metazoa; Chordata; Actinopteri; Spariformes; Sparidae.